AUGGGCAGCGAGGCCAUGCCAGGUGCCCUGACGCGACUGGAGGUGAGUGCCUGGACCUACCACUAUAGCGACCAAGGAGACUACACAUGGGAGCAGGCCAGGAACUACUGCCAGACGUUCUUCACCGACCUGGUAGCCAUCCAGAACAAGCGGGAGAUCAAGUACCUCAAUGAGAGCCUGCCUUUCCACGGGCGCUACUACUGGAUCGGCAUCCGCAAGCUGGGCGGCACCUGGACCUGGGUGGGCACCAGGAAGGCGCUGACAAAGGAGGCGGAGAACUGGGCAGCCGGGGAGCCCAACAACCGCCGCUCCAACCAGGACUGCGUGGAGAUCUACAUCAAGCGGCAGCAGGAGUCCGGCAAGUGGAACGACGAGCCCUGCAACCGCAGGAAGAAGGCUCUGUGCUACCAGGCCUCUUGCCAGCCCUUCUCCUGCAGCCAGCGUGGGGAGUGUGUGGAGACCAUCGGGAGCUACCGCUGCGAGUGCUACCCCGGCUUUCACGGCCCCGAGUGUGAGGACGUUGUGCAGUGUGCCGAGCUCAAGCCCAGGGGAGAAGCGCAAAUGAAUUGCAGCCAUCCCUUCGGAGACUUCAGCUACAAUUCCACCUGCACGUUUGAGUGCCGGGAGGGGUUUGAGCGGCAAGGGACAGGCACACUGCGGUGCCUGCCUUCCCAACAGUGGUCAGCAGAGACCCCCACCUGCACAGCCAUCACCUGCCCAGUGCUCAGUGCUCCAGACCAGGGAGAGCUGAACUGCUCCCACCUUCAUAGGGACUUUGCCUUUGGCUCCACGUGUUCCUUCUCUUGCCAGACGGGGUUUGCACUGAAAGGGCUGGAGAGCCAUGAGUGCACAGCCACAGGGACCUGGACUGGGGAUGCCCCAUACUGUGAAGCCAUCACCUGCCCAGUGCUCCGUGCUCCAGACUGGGGAGAGCUGAACUGCUCCCACCUCCAUGGGGACUUUGCCUUUGGCUCCACGUGUUCCUUCCCCUGCCAGACGGGGUUUAUGCUGAUGGGGCCGGAGAGCCGUGAGUGCACAGCCACAGGGACCUGGACUGGGGAUGCUGCACAGUGUAAAGCCAUCACCUGCCCAGAGCUCCGUGCUCCAGACCGGGGAGAGCUGAACUGCUCCCACCUCCAUGGGGACUUUGCCUUUGGCUCCACAUGUGCCUUCUCCUGCCAGAUGGGGUUUGUGCUGAUGGGGCCGGAGAGCCGUGAGUGCACAGCCACAGGGACCUGGACUGGGGAUGCUGCACAGUGUAAAGCAAUCACCUGCCCAGUGCUCAGUGCUCCAGACUGGGGACAGAUGAACUGCUCCCACCUCCAUGGGGACUUUGCCUUCGGCUCCACAUGUGCCUUCUCCUGCCAGACGGGGUUUGUGCUGAUGGGGCCAGAGAGCUGCGAGUGCACAGCCACAGGGACCUGGACUGGGGAUGCUGCACAGUGUAAAGCCAUCACCUGCCCAGUGCUCAGUGCUCCAGACUGGGGAGAGCUGAACUGCUCCCACCUCCACGGGGACUUUGCCUUUGGCUCCACAUGUUCCUUCUCCUGCCAGACGGGGUUUGUGCUGAUGGGGCCACAGAGCCGUGAGUGCACAGCCACAGGGACCUGGACUAGGGAGUCCCCACACUGUGAAGCUGUCACCUGCCCAGUGCUUGCUGCACCUGACCGAGGAGAGCUGAACUGCUCCCACCUCCAUGGGGACUUUGCCUUUGGCUCCACGUGUUCCUUCUCCUGCCAGAAGGGGUUUGUGCUGAUGGGGCCAGAGAGCCGUGAGUGCACAGCCACAGGGACCUGGACUGGGGAUGUCUCACACUGUGAAGCUGUCAAAUGCUCAGCACUGGCCACCCCUGAGAUGGGCCAGGCUGCCUGCUUCCACCUCCACGGGGACUUUGCCUUUGGCUCCACAUGCACCUUCUCCUGCCAGACAGGGUUUGUGCUGUUGGGGACAGAGACACGUGAAUGCACAGCCACAGGGACCUGGACUGGGGAUGCCCCACAAUGUGAAGCCAUCAGCUGCCCAGUGCUGGACCCCCCUAGCAGAGGCCAGCUGAACUGCUCUCAUGUGCACGGGAACUUCGGGUACACCACUGUGUGCACCUUUUCCUGCGAGGAGGGGUUUGUUCGGCUGGGAGCAGAGGAGCUGCAGUGUGCAGCCACAGGGAACUGGACCAGGCAGCCCCCUGCCUGUGCAGAGGACAGCGCGCCCUUCCUAAAGCAGGUCCUGGCUUACAGCAGCGGCGCGGCCCUGGCGCUGGCCGGCGUCGUGCUCUCGGGGACGCUCAUUGCCCUCCUCGCCAAGCGCCUCAGCAGCAGAGAGGAGAAGAAGCAGCUCCUGAGCCCCACCAGUGACCUGGGAGCCCCGGGCAUCUUCACCAACGCAGCCUACGAUGCCAACCUGUGA
This is a messenger RNA of Chaetura pelagica (chimney swift), 2403 nucleotides long. RefSeq names its product selectin P (granule membrane protein 140kDa, antigen CD62) (gene SELP). Gene Ontology annotation, biological process: heterophilic cell-cell adhesion; leukocyte tethering or rolling; response to cytokine. Gene Ontology annotation, cellular component: membrane; external side of plasma membrane. Gene Ontology annotation, molecular function: oligosaccharide binding; sialic acid binding; calcium ion binding. The transcript has 15 exons. The coding region runs from base 1 to 2403 and encodes 800 amino acids. The record is from RefSeq and is a predicted model, not a curated record. NCBI's taxonomy places the organism in Eukaryota, Metazoa, Chordata, Aves, Apodiformes, Apodidae.